Messenger RNA from Mercurialis annua (annual mercury), 2965 nucleotides. Its product is annotated as cell division control protein 48 homolog B-like. Gene Ontology annotation, molecular function: ATP binding; ATP hydrolysis activity. NCBI's taxonomy places the organism in Eukaryota, Viridiplantae, Streptophyta, Magnoliopsida, Malpighiales, Euphorbiaceae. The record is from RefSeq and is a predicted model, not a curated record. The transcript is spliced from 13 exons. The coding region runs from base 203 to 2089 and encodes 628 amino acids.
CCUACAUACAAACACCUAAAUUUUCAAAUAAGCAUACCUUAACUUCCUUUCCAAGUUUCCUCAAAAAAAAAGCAACUUCCAUUCGAAGAAUCAACUCAAGCCGUCAUUCUCCAACAAUUAUCAACCUCAGCCUCUCAUCAGAAAACAACAACGAUUGCAGAAGUUUCUCCCGGCGAGCGACGUGCGGUUUGUUCUGAUUCAGAUGGAAAACCAAAGGAGUAACAGCAGCAGCAGUUGUGUAGCAAGUAGCAACUACAGUUAUAUUAAUGACAAAGAUGAUAUAGAUGUAAAUGAGAACAAUAAGCAAUGGAAAGCUGAAGAAGCAAUUGCUGGAAACCAAGCGGCACUCGAAGCUUUACGUGAAUUUAUACUUUCCCCCCUCUUUUAUUCACAAGAAGCUAAAAUUCUCGGUCUUACAUGGCCCAAAGGUUUGCUUAUGUAUGGUCCACCUGGAACCGGGAAGACAAGUUUGGUGCGAGAAGUUGUUAAGGAAUGUGGUGCACUUUUAAUUGUCAUCAGUUCGCAGUCUGUUCAUAGAGCUUAUGCUGGAGAAAGUGAGAAAAUUCUGCGUGAGGCAUUUUCAGAGGCAGCAUCUCAUGCACUCACAGGCAAACCGUCCGUAAUUUUCAUAGAUGAAAUAGAUACACUGUGUCCACGCCGUGAUUCAAGACGGGCGCGGGAUGUUCGCAUAACCUCUCAACUUUCUUGUUUAAUGGAUGCAAACGCACGGCCAUCUAAUUCCUUAGCUCACGUUGUUGUGGUUGCAUCAACUAACAGAGUUGAUGCAAUUGACCCUGCACUAAGAAGGGUAGGGCGUUUUGACUCUGAAAUAGAAAUUACGACACCUACUGUAGAAGAGAGAUUCCAUAUAUUAAAGCUCUACACUAAAAAUCUUCCUUUGAAACCCAAUGUUGACUUGCAAGCCAUUGCUGCAUCUUGUAAUGGGUAUGCUGGUGCUGAUCUACAUGCUUUAUGUCGUGACGCCAAGGAUUUUGCUAAAGGAAACGCUGGUGUGUUUUGCUUAACUAUGGAAGAUUGGGAACAUGCUAGAUCUGUGAUUGGCCCUAACAUAACAAGAGGUGUGACAGUGGAAAUCCCCAAGGUGCGCUGGGAAGAUAUUGGCGGACUGAAGGAUGUGAAGGAAAAGCUCCAACGAGCUGUUGAGUGGCCUAUCAAACAUUCUGCGGCAUUUUCAAGAAUGGGAAUAUCACCUGUCCGUGGUGUGCUUCUGCAUGGGCCUGCUGGAUGCUCUAAAACAACUCUUGUUAAGGCUGCAGCUAACGCUGCCCAAGCUUCCCUUUUUUCCUUGAGUUGUGCAGACUUAUAUUCAAUGUAUGUUGGAGAGGGUGAAGCAUUGCUGCGUAACAUAUUCCAAAAAGCUCGCCUUGCAGCUCCUAGCAUAAUAUUUUUUGAUGAGGUUGAUAUUGUUGCUGCCAAACGAGGUGGGGAUUCAAGUAAUAGCAGUACAGUUGGAGAGAGGCUUCUAUAUACUUUGUUGACCGAAAUGGAUGGUCUGGAAGAAGCUAAGGGAAUUCUUGUAUUAGCUGCCACAAAUCGUCCUAAUGUAAUAGAUGCUGCUCUUAUGCGUCCAGGGCGUUUUGAUAUGGUGUUGUAUGUACCUCCACCUGAUUUUGAGAGUCGAUAUGAGAUACUUCUUGUUCAUACCCAUAAAAUGAAAAUAGGCGAUGAUGUUGAUCUAAGAAGAAUAGCAGAAGAUACAGAGUUCUUUACAGGGGCAAAUCUAAAAUGUCUUUGUAAUGAAGCUGGAUUUGCUGCUCUGAGGGAAGACAUGUCAGCCACUAUCAUGUGCAACCGUCAUUUCAAGAUUGUAAAGGAGUCGCUGAAACCAACAUUAACUAGGGCGGAUAUAGAAGAGCACUUAUCAUUUAUGAAGACCCGCAAGACCUCUUCUAACCGAAUUGGAUCUUAUAAUGGUGAUCGCGGUGGACAGAGUCACAAGUUGUUCCGUAUGACUUCUACUCUUAUAAUUGGUGUAUUAAGCUUUGUAUUGCUUGCAUUGUUAGAGGUGUGCAUUGGUCGGUUUGUUUUGAGAUAUGCCAAAGCCGAACAUAUCCGAAUUUAUUUUUAAAAAAACCGAACUGAACUGAAAUUUUUGAUUUUUUUUUACCUGCUAAAGAACUAUUAAUAUUCAUAAAUCAUGCAACCUGUUAAGCCUACUCGUUUUCAAUUAAUAUUGCGAGGGAAACAAUCACAUUGGGACAUGCUAAUAAAACAUGCUUUUAUCACAACUAAAUCUACUCGUUUUCAAGUAUAUCAACCUUCAAUUCAAAAUACCAAAUCCAUAAUCAACAAUACAAAUUUAGAAGGUCUGAUAUCUUAAAAAAUUCCGACCUUGUAGCACUUUUUUGAUCUUACCACAUUGAAAAUUUGUCAAAUUGAUACGCAUAUUUUAUAUAGGAUUUUUCCAAGUAUUUGAUAUAGUAUUAUUGCAUAUUUUGAGGAUAUUAUGCUUGGAAAGGUGUUUAUUUUGUAGGUUUAUGCGUAUGGAGUGAAGCGAAUCAAUUUGGAGCAAAUUGGAGAAAAGCUGGAAAAAGUGCCUAGUUCCUCAAAAGUGCCUCCAGACACUAUUGAGGAACUGGCCCGGAUUACAAUCUGCGAAUCCUUUGUGGCCAAUUCCUCAAAAGUGCCUCCAGACACUAUUGAGGAACUGGCCUGGAUGUACCUGCGAACCUAAAACGUGAAAAUCCUUUUUCAACGCGGAUUUGGAUCCGAUUUCAACUACAACUCUUGCAACACAUCAAGGACUCCUCCACUAUAUAAAGACAUCUCAAGAUCAUGUAUUCUAUCUAGUUUUUCAUUAUUUUCUUUUCUACAAAUAAUUUGUCUUAGGUUAAUUUUCUUUUAGUCCUUAGUUUUAUUUCAAGACUUAAAUCUUCGAAGCUUUGAUUCGAAGACUUGUGUUCCGAAUUAUUCCAGGUUUUUAUUCAAGUAUUUUUAUUUUCAA